Messenger RNA from Erythranthe guttata (spotted monkey flower), 983 nucleotides. RefSeq names its product ubiquitin-conjugating enzyme 15. The record is from RefSeq and is a predicted model, not a curated record. Lineage: Eukaryota; Viridiplantae; Streptophyta; Magnoliopsida; Lamiales; Phrymaceae.
GAAUUAACCCCACCACCAAAGUACCAUCGCAUCGUUGUUCUUUUCCCCCUUUGCCUCACUUUCUCUCUCUAAAAUCAAAACCAAAAAUUUCUCUCUCUAAACAUUUUCAUUCUCCCCUGCGCCAUGACCUCCCCCUCCGCUUCCUCUCGCAAGGCUUUGAGCAAGAUCGCUAGCAAUCGGCUGCAGAAGGAGCUCAUGGAGUGGCAAGUGAAUCCCCCCGCCGGUUUCAAGCACAAAGUUACCGAUAAUCUUCAAAGAUGGGUAAUUGAAGUCAACGGUGCGCCUGGUACUCUGUACGUCGGUGAAACUUACCAGCUUCAGGUUGAUUUCCCGGAGCAUUACCCUAUGGAGGCGCCUCAGGUUAUAUUUGUUCCUCCAGCUCCACACCAUCCGCACAUAUAUAGCAACGGCCAUAUUUGUUUAGAUAUUUUAUACGACUCGUGGUCACCAGCUAUGACUGUGAGUUCUAUUUGCAUCAGCAUUCUCUCUAUGCUAUCAAGCUCGACAGCAAAGCAACGCCCAGCUGACAAUGACCGCUAUGUAAAGAACUGCAAGAACGGUAGAUCCCCAAAGGAGACGAGAUGGUGGUUCCACGACGACAAGGUUUAAUAACUCCGAGAUAUUGAAAAAAAAUCUGUAACACCAUCUUACUUUAGAGCUGGAUGGGUAUUUUCGUCCCCGUAAAAGGCUAAAGGGGAGAGACCAAAAAAGAAAUAUUUGGAAAAAAAGAAAAAAAAAUUCAGUAUUUAUUUUGACCCCUGUGUAUGCUGAUGAGAGAAGUUUGGCUUCAAUGUUGAUAUGUUUAAACUGUAAACUGUAAGCACCUCUUUUUUUUCUUCUUUUUUUUUUUUUGUGCAUGUUGAAUCAAAUUGUGAAAAUAGUGGAUCUUUUUGUGUACGUUUGAUGUUGACAUGGGAUGAAUGAUGAAUAAGUAGCAUCUGUAGCUUCAAUCAAACUGCAAUCAAUCGUUAAUUUGUUCGGGU